ACCCCGCCCACUCCUCUCUUCCACCAAUCCUCUCUUUUUUCUCUGGUUAGGUUUUUUUUUUUCGCGAUUGUCUCUGGCGACCGGAAGAUUCAGAAUUUGAGCUCUCCAGAUCAAGAUUAUUCAUCCUUAGGUUUUGAAGUCAACGGAAGAAGAUGCAUCCCCCUUUGACUCUACAUAGGCACCCGUUAUGUGCUGAUAUUAUUGAGGAGUUUCAGAAGUGUCAUACAGACCACCCACUAGGAAAAUUCCUUGGGCAAUGCACAGAUCUGAAGAUAAAGCUUGACCGGUGCUUUAGGCAGGAGAAAGCUAUAAAGAGGAAGGCGAAUUUUGAGCAGAGCAAGAAGUUGAAGGAGAGGCUCCAGGCUUACAGGAAGGAAACUGCUGACUUGUAAUCAAGAUGGUGAUAGGAGGUUUGUUUCCGGACAUUGUUUUGCAUCUCAACUCAUGAACAGAAGUUUAGCUGCUGGGGUUGAUCGAAGAAAGAUUCGUGAAUAGAAUUGUUGUUUGUCUAUUCUGAUGUCUUCAUGGAUCUCCCUUGUUUAAGUCAGUUGAAGUGAAAUAAGAUGUAUAUACACAAGAACUGAUAAACUUUAUAAGAGCAACUUAUCCGACCAUUCUAUCAGGGUAGAAGUGGGGAUCCAGGAUUUGAACUUUAUUGGUUCAAGUUCGGAAUGCUACAAGUCUACUACAACUCAUUUUAUUUAUUGUGUUCGAAAUCUAUUACUUGUUUAGUGAUUUUUUUAACGCAUA
Nicotiana tabacum (common tobacco) is the source of this 750-nucleotide messenger RNA. The record is from RefSeq and is a predicted model, not a curated record. NCBI's taxonomy places the organism in Eukaryota, Viridiplantae, Streptophyta, Magnoliopsida, Solanales, Solanaceae.